ACAACAACGCACAAACUCUCGACAAUGGAUUUACUGCAAACACAACUCGACUGUAAAUGAUCACUUCGCUUAUCGUCUUCUUCUUCUUCUUCUUCUUCUUCUUUUUCCUGAGUGGUGAUGAUGGCAUCAAUCGGGGAAUUCGAUCCUCUCAACACCAGAGUCCCUGCAACUAAAAUAGAAGUUACUGUGUCGUGCAGGAAUCUCCUGGAUGUAGACACAUUCUCCAAGUCAGAUCCUGUGGUCGUCCUGUAUUUGCAAGGUGUGGGAACCAAAGAAUGGAGGGAGUUUGGCAGGACAGAAGUAAUAGAUAACACUCGCAAUCCAGACUUUGUCAGGAAGUUUGUCCUGGAUUUCUUCUUUGAAGAGAAACAGAAUCUAAGGUUUGAUGUGUACAACGUGGACUCCAGAAGCUGCAACAUUUCCAAAUACAAGGACUUUCUUGGCCAGACCUUCUGUACCCUUGGAGAAAUCAUUGGCUCCACAGGAGGACGGCUGGAGAAGAACCUCUCUGGGAUUCCAGGGAAAAAGUGUGGAGUCAUUAUCUUUGCCGCAGAGGAGCUAAGUAACUGCAGGGAUAUUGCCACUAUGCAGUUGUGUGCCAACAAGUUGGAUAAGAAGGACUUUUUUGGCAAGUCAGACCCCUUCCUGGUUUUUUACCGCAGCAAUGAGGACGGAACGUUCACCAUCUGCCACAAGACAGAGGUGAUCAAGAACACCCUGAACCCAGUGUGGCAGCCCUUCACCAUCCCUGUUAGAGCGCUCUGCAAUGGAGACUAUGACAGGACGGUGAAGAUUGACGUCUAUGACUGGGAUCGAGAUGGAAGCCAUGACUUCAUCGGCGAGUUCACCACCAGCUACAGAGAGCUGUCUCGGGGGCAGAACCAAUUCAAUGUCUAUGAGGUUUUAAAUCCCAAAAAGAAAGGCAAAAAGAAGAAAUACAUCAAUUCUGGAACUGUAACAUUGCUGUCCUUCAAAGUGGAGUCCGAGUACACCUUUGUGGAUUUCAUCCGAGGAGGAACCCAGCUGAAUUUCACAGUGGCUAUAGACUUCACUGCAUCUAACGGAAACCCAUCCCAGCCCACUUCACUCCACUACAUGAGUCCUUACCAGAUGAAUGCAUAUGCCAUGGCUCUGAAAGCUGUGGGUGAGAUUAUCCAGGACUACGACAGCGACAAGCUCUUUCCCGCCUAUGGUUUCGGAGCUAAGCUGCCCCCUGAUGGCAAAAUCUCCCAUGCAUUCCCACUGGGAGGAGAAAGUGACAAUCCAAACUGUGUAGGAAUAGAGGGCGUUCUCGAGGCCUAUUUCCAGAGUCUGAGGACGGUGCAGCUCUACGGCCCCACUAACUUUGCACCUGUUAUUAAUAAAGUGGCAAACUGUGCCGCAGAGAUUACAGAUGGCUCUCAGUACUUUGUCCUGUUGAUGAUCACAGAUGGAGUGAUAUCAGACAUGGUCCAGACCAAAGAGGCUGUGGUCAAUGCUGCGUCGCUCCCGAUGUCUAUAAUCAUUGUAGGUGUUGGUCCUGCUGAGUUUGAUGCGAUGGAGGAACUGGAUGGAGACGAGGUGCGAGUGUCCUCCAGAGGACGUCUUGCAGAGAGAGACAUUGUUCAGUUUGUUCCAUUCAGAGACUACAUUGACAGAUCUGGCAACCAAGUCCUCAGCAUGGCCCGGCUGGCUAAAGACGUCCUUGCCGAGAUCCCCGACCAGCUGCUCUCUUUUAUGAAAACCCGAGGAAUUGAACCUCGACCGGCCCUUUCCAACUCGCCGUUACCUGGGCUUCACCAGCAUAUCUGACACCGGCGCUCAUCUCUGACUCUCACUUCCUCCGCUCCUCCAUACAAUUAUUUGUCACUUUGGCGAGGCAGAAGGAUCGACCCGUGACUCACCCCUCCCCCCCCCCGCGCACCCCCUUCUUGUCCUAUCACCGCUGAAGCUGAACACACACAUCAAACAGACACAGCGGGCGCUCAUCCCUGACCCACCUGCUGUUGUUCCUCAUCUUCUCUUCCUCUCUGCAGCAUCGCGGCCGGUUGUCUCUGUGAAAAACCAGUGAGACUGAACCACGGACGCCCUUUUUACGGAGCUUAACUUCUUCAAUUAAGUUCCCUCACCAGACUCACAAAGGGUUCUCACAUGUGUCCUCAGAAAUGUUAACACUUCACUCAUUUGGUCCAAGUCCUUGAAAGUGCAAGAUGGAAAACUUGCACUCCCUCGAGGAGCGAUAUCUUAGAUCGAUUGCUUUUGGUCUAUUUUUUUUUUUUGGCAACAGCUGAACUGUAAUUCAUUUCAAUAAGUGGUCACUGUUUUUUUUUCUCUCUCUCUCUCUCAUUAUCAUCAUCAAGCUGUGCCAAAUUUCUCAAAACUGAAACUGAUGGAGCCAAGCAACAGAUGAAGCAGAGAGGGGGAGGCGAUGCGGGGAGACUCACCGGGUUACUCAUGUGGAUGUUGUUCUGAGGAUCUAGUGUGGAGGCUGUGGUACACGUUCAUUAUUAACACACACACACACACACACUUUGCCCAGCGUGUGCUGAGGCCGGGUGCACCCCUCCCCCCACCCCCCAUCCUCACCCCUGCUGUUAGAGAAAUGCCAGUCUCUCCGGCUGUCCUGCAGAGAGAGGUGGACGAGAAGGAAGCAUACAGGGAAGAAAGGUGGGAGGAAGGUAAAGCUCGGAGUAAAAUGGAAGAAAUUGUUAAGGGCACGAUGGGAGAAAUAGAAAGUCAAAAACUAGUGUGGAGGAACGACGGUGUGAUAGACAAGGUCAGAGGAAAGCGGUCAGGGAUUUGUUUGACGCCAGACACAGAUGGUGAACAUCAAAGAUGUUGUCAUGCUGUCUUCAGUUUAGUUAAACUAACCUUUGAGUUCACCUUGUUUUUUGGGGGAUUGGAAAUCACACACACACACACACUUGUCCAACAAAGCAAUACACCCGAUGCCCAGUGUAAAGUGUGCAUGUCCCUCUCUCAACCCCUGCCAUGACGUGACAUUUUAUUCCCAGGCAGCGCAGGCUGCAGGCGCGUGUACAAAGUGGGCAAAGUCUGCCACCUAGUGUCCAUUGCCGUGUAGAGCAGGCUAUCCUUAUUAUGCAUGACACCUAUUACUCAGCUCUCUCAGUACAAACGCAUGACCUGAUACAACUCAACCUAACUAUCACAAUACAACAGAUGACAGAGAAUCGUGCUGAUUGAAAAAAAUUAAAAUAAAAUAAUAAUAAUAACUUAGGAGCUGAGGUGUGUCAUGUUUCCAAGACAUUUUGUAUAUAUCAAUGUAAUGGUAGUGGUUUAUAGGGUUGCAUAUGCUGUUUAAUGUUACGUGUAAGCAUAUUCUUAUUUUUCCUUUUUUUUUUAUAAACUUGUACUAUAGUUUGCAUGUUGGAAAAAUGUCUGUUCCAGUGCUAAAAGUUGUUGAAGAAAUAGACGUCUAUCUAAAGAAAAUCUAUAUGCAUUUUACUGUACAGUCACCGUACAUGUCGGUUUGUCGGAUUUCAGAGCAAACUUGUGUGUGCGAUGUCCUGCAGAAACCUUGUAUAUUUGGUGUGUGAAGCUUCGGAACGCCCUCACUGAGACCCGAGUAUUUUUGAUAUUCUGCAACGAUGUGUGACCUGUUCUCAAGGAAAUAAAAUCCAGGCAUGUGUGGUCUCUGCAAGACAGCUGCAUAUUAUGUUAUUCAGAGGGCAUGUUCGCCUGUAAUGUGGUUUUUUGUACAAGAGCAAUUUUGUCUCUCUCUCUCUGUGAUAUUGUUGUGUGAACAUGUCUAUAGUCAGCAUAGUCGUUUUGGGGAAAAAAGAAAAGAAUUCCAUUGUACACAUGCAGUAUAUAGUGAAGUCAUGAAGUCACGCUGACAUGUUUCCCACUUAGAUUAGAGCUUUAAAAGCCUUUUGAAUUUGUGUCACAAAUGAUAAACCUGUAUUGUCUGUUGACGUUUUUUUAUGAAAUGUCCAAACAAGAUGAAUGAAUGAGUUUUCAUUCCAAACACAGUUGUUUUGACAAAUGCUGUGUUUUGAUAUAGCACAUCGCUAUCGUUUGUGUUUUCGUUAUUUCUCCUCCAGAUGAUGAACUUCAUUACAAUGUUACCAAAA
Solea senegalensis (Senegalese sole) is the source of this 4073-nucleotide messenger RNA. RefSeq names its product copine-9-like. The record is from RefSeq and is a predicted model, not a curated record. Gene Ontology annotation, biological process: cellular response to calcium ion. Gene Ontology annotation, cellular component: plasma membrane. Bases 118 to 1791 code for a protein of 557 amino acids. The transcript has 20 exons. Lineage: Eukaryota; Metazoa; Chordata; Actinopteri; Pleuronectiformes; Soleidae. Gene Ontology annotation, molecular function: calcium-dependent phospholipid binding.